Messenger RNA from Gekko japonicus, 1148 nucleotides. Its product is annotated as calpain small subunit 1-like. The record is from RefSeq and is a predicted model, not a curated record. Gene Ontology annotation, molecular function: calcium ion binding. The transcript has 2 exons. The coding region runs from base 55 to 822 and encodes 255 amino acids. NCBI's taxonomy places the organism in Eukaryota, Metazoa, Chordata, Lepidosauria, Squamata, Gekkonidae.
UUUGAAAGGUACAGAGCUUUCUGCUUGCUUCAACAAUCUCUCGGCACCCUCACCAUGUUCCUCGCUGAGGCUUUGCUAAAGGCCGGCAGCAGCAGCGGUGGUGGUGGUGCCGGAGGGGCCCUGGUCAGAGGCCUCGGAAGCCUCUUGGCAGGGGGUUCAGGCGGCAACAAAGGAGGGAACCUUGCCGGGUUUGUCGGCGGCCUCGUGAACAUAAUCAGCGAGGCGGCAGCUCAGUAUACCCCCGAGCCGCCUCCGGAGGCCCGGAGCCAUUACGCCAACGUGGAGGCCAGCGAGAGCGAGGAGGUCCGCCAGUUCCGCCGCCUCUUUGCUCAGCUGGCUGGCGACGACAUGGAGGUGUGCCCCACGGAGCUGAGGAACAUCCUGAACAAGGUGGUGGCCCGGCACCAAGACCUGAAGAGCGCGGGGUUUAGCCUGGACACGUGCCGAAGCAUGGUGGCCGUCAUGGACAGUGACACGACGGGCAAGCUGGGCUUCGAGCAGUUCAAGUACCUGUGGAACAACAUCAAGAAGUGGCAGUGCGUCUACAAGCAGUACCGCUCGGACACAUCGGGGGCCAUUGAGAGGCCUCGCCUGCCGGCCGCUUUCAAAGCCGCGGGGUUCCGCCUGCACGAGCAGCUGCACGCCCUGAUCGUACGCCGGUACACCGACGAGGAAGAUGGCAGCAUGGAUUUCAACAGCUUCAUCGGCUGCCUGGUGCGCCUGGACGGCAUGUUCCGGGCCUUCAAGGCCCUGGACAGGCGUGGAGAUGGGAAGGUCCAGAUGAACAUUGAAGACUGGCUGCAGCUGACCAUGUAUUCUUGAAGCUGCACGGCUGGCGUUGCAGAAUACAGGAUGUUCGGGGCAGGUGUGAACUGCAGGCGGCAUCUUUGGGCUAAAUAGUUAGUGCCUCCUGGGCCAGUCCCUUUUAGUUUAACUCGGGGAAGGGGGAGCGCUCGUUUUAGUCUCUCCCCCCCCCUCUGUAAUAUAUCCUGUUUUGCUGGAAGAGCCAGCUUUGAGUCCAACAGCACCUUCAAGACCAACCAGAUUUCCAGAUUUCAAGAGUCAAAGCUCAGACUCCACCGGAUACAAAUAGGUCUAAGCAGUGUUCCCUCUAAGCUGAGUUAGUGUGAGCUAGCUCACAGUUUUUU